Molecule: messenger RNA, 1518 nt
Organism: Aureobasidium subglaciale EXF-2481
Lineage: Eukaryota; Fungi; Ascomycota; Dothideomycetes; Dothideales; Saccotheciaceae
Exons: 2
Coding region: 48-1103 (351 amino acids)
Cellular component (GO): VCP-NPL4-UFD1 AAA ATPase complex
Molecular function (GO): polyubiquitin modification-dependent protein binding
Source: RefSeq, a predicted model, not a curated record
CCUGACUGAGCAACCCACGACAACAACAUUUCAGUCAUUCAUCUGUCAUGUAUCGCAACGACCCUCUCGCCAUGUACAACCAGGGCUUGCUGUCGCGAGGCGGGCGCCCUCGCCGCUUCGACGAGUACUACCGCUGUUAUCCAGUCCUGAUGAAGACGGACCGCGAAGAUGUCAUCCACGGUGGAAAGGUGUACCUGCCUGCCUCGGCUCUGGACAAGCUCACCCAGCUACACAUCACCUACCCCAUGCUGUUUGAACUCAUCAACGGCGCAAAGCAGACAAAGACACAUGCCGGAGUGCUCGAGUUCACCGCAGAAGAGGGCAAAAUCUACCUGCCAAACUGGAUCAUGCGUUCGCUGCUUCUCGACCCUGGCGACCUACUCCAGAUCAAGUCUACCGACCUGCCGUCCGGCUCCUUCAUCAAACUGCAACCACAAAGUCCCGCCUUCCUCGACAUCUCAGACCCCAAGGCCGUCCUCGAGAACGUCUUCCGCAACUACUCAUGUCUGACCGUCGGCGAUGUCUUCUCCUUCAGCUACGUCGACCAGAUCCACGAAGUCGCCGUCCUGGAGCUGAAACCAGACAAGGAAUCACACUCCAUCAGCGUUCAAGAGACCGAUCUCAGUGUCGAUUUCGCCCCUCCUGUUGGCUACGUAGAGCCGGAGCGCAACAGCGGUACCUCGACGCCCGCUCAAGUCAAGGGCAUGGGCGGCUCCAUCCACACACAAGGCACCAUGGCUCAAGCAAUCAACUACUCCGCCAUCGCCCCCUCCAGCACAGAUGCAGCGACCGGCCACGCAGCAGCAGCCUCACACUUCAUCUCUGCCGGCCACCGUCUCGUAGCAAAGAAAAGCAGCAAGACUGCAACGCCAUCGUCCACCGGCACAUCCACACCAGCACCCGCAGAGACUGUUGGUAUACCUGGAAUGGCUCAACCUCAGCCCCGCAAGAAUGGUCCUCAACCUCUCCGUCUGCCGCCAGGCAAGCUCUUCUUUGGUUACGAGGUUAAGCCCAAGCCCGCGAAGAAGGAUGAUACCCAGGAAGAGCAACCGAAGAAGCAUUACUUCAGCGGCGAGGGUCAGACUCUUAGAAAAAAGAAGUGAUGAGCAAAGCUAUGACAGGAGGACUAUACAGUGCGUUUGAGCAGAUGGAUGUUGCCAAUCUACGGCAAUUACCACAGGCGUUCAGGGAGCAGGCCUCACGAAGGCUGGGAGAUGGAGGUACUUUGUUGCAUUUCUUUGGCGUUCUUCUCAUGACUUCUAUCAGUAGCUCGCUAUUACGGACACUUUAUCCAGCUAUGCACACUAUCCAUGUCACCAUCUUGAGAUGCUUUGUCCUUGGGGGGAUCCGAAGAAGCCAAAUUCUGGUAGUUUCGGUCAGGGUUGUACCCUCGGCCAUAGUUUCCAACCAUGAUCAAUCCAUUUCUGCACUCUGCAUCGGAUAUAUCGUACACUGCUUCCUUCUAUAGCAUCUUAAAUGUAUAUUAGCAUCUUAAAUGUGUAUUAGGCCAUACUCAGA